GUUAUUCUAUAGGUGAGUGAUUUAAAUAAACCUUUACAUCCUGCACCUUUACAUUCAGCAUCAUCAAACCCAACAGAAGUGUCUUUACUUUGUUCUGCAGCAGUGAGCGGUUGGGGCGCCAACAUGCAGAGCUUCAUGGUCCAGGCACUUGCUAUGAGGCAGCUGGGAAGGUUGAACCCCCGCCACCUGCUGGCUGCUGGAUACGGACAGCGGCAGACUGAAUUGGGCCCCAGAGCCAUCCACACACGGCAGCUGUGGGGCUGCUCGGCUUUCCCCGCGCUUGGCUGUCACAGGCCUGCCGUCAGUGGCCGAGACGCCGUCAGGGGUUGGUCUGUACAUCACCUGAGGUUGAAAAGCAACAAGAAGAAAGGGGCUGCUCGGGCUGCAAAGGAGGAAGAGGAGGAGGAGGAGGAGGAAGUUAAAAACCCUGAAGACAGUGAUAUUGAGGAUGAGGUAGAUGAGAGCUCAAGUGUACCAAAGGACUAUAAAGACAUGGAGAAAUAUGUGCAGGGAUUUCGCUUUGACACCAUACUGAAGGCUGGACAGGACUUGGCACGCAAUAAAAUCGACGACGCCUUCUACAGCAGCAAGCUCAGAUUGAAUGGACAGAAACUCAUCAAGAAAAGUAAAACGGUGAAAGUCGGGGACAGAUUGGACCUGGUGCUGUCAGAGAACCACGAAACAAACACUGUUACCCUGAUGAGAGUCGUCCUCCUCAAGGUUUUGGGUGAAUCCCAAACAGAGAAGCACAAAGUUGCCAUAAGGCGCUGGAAAUGUUUAGAGCUUCCCAAGGAUGAGGCCUUUAAGCUGUGAGUUUGAACAGGACUGUAAUGACUGUGAAGGAAGACGACGACUUCUGCAGAAACAUCAUCAAAUGAGUGGAUCUCGCAUCGUUGCCAGCUGGUACUUUGGGGACAGUUCUCAUCGACUGAUGAUAAAAUUAAAGGGGUGUUCAAGAUUUUUAAAGGUAGACUUCAACAUAUUUGUGACUACAUAAUUCAUAGGUUCCACACAUUUUGACAGUACUACACUAGAUUGCUUCAGUGGACAGUAAAGAAGGGUAACUGGCUGCAGAGACCAAUGCACCCGAUCAGAGAACACAAAUUAACAGAGCUUGUUUUUUUCACUUAAAGGCUGAAGAUGACAGAAUGUUUGCUAGAAGAAGUCGUGUAUGUAAAGGUUAGACAUUGAACAGCUGUUUACAUGACUUUCUUCAAAGUCACCUGUGCCGCUGCCUCUACCGGAUACUUGUGUUGCCCUGUUGUGCCGGAUACGAGAUUACCUCAAAAUGAAGUCACUCCACAAAACUCAGCAGGUGAAGGAGAGGCAGACCAUAGACUCAUGAGGUCUUUUCUGUAAACAGUGUAGCUUCAAAGAGACGAUAUGACUGCUGAUCCUGGUAGAAAAAAGGCAUCAAUACUCUAUUUCUGUAGCUAUCUCGCCUUCAUGUUGUAAGACACUUUGUGUGAUAAACCUCUCUGUAGCAAAAACAGUCACAUGCACUAAUCGGGGACAUGUUUGCAUAGAAUUACAUUAUUAGACGUACUGCAGAAAUUAAAUACAAAUUUGGUCGUAGACCCAAAAAUAUGUAACAAAAAUAAUGUGCAAGUUGAACACAGUAUUAUCCCUUUAGCGGUGAGUUAGGAGACAGAUAUUGAAUGUUUUUCUUUCUUCUGUGAAUCUCAAUAAAGUUGCACUUUGAGGUUUUGCGAUUUGGAAA
Notolabrus celidotus (New Zealand spotty) is the source of this 1720-nucleotide messenger RNA. RefSeq names its product mitochondrial transcription rescue factor 1 (gene mtres1). The transcript has 4 exons. The coding region runs from base 124 to 813 and encodes 229 amino acids. The record is from RefSeq and is a predicted model, not a curated record. NCBI's taxonomy places the organism in Eukaryota, Metazoa, Chordata, Actinopteri, Labriformes, Labridae.